This is a messenger RNA of Rhopalosiphum maidis (corn leaf aphid), 1987 nucleotides long. RefSeq names its product arrestin domain-containing protein 3-like. Bases 137 to 1255 code for a protein of 372 amino acids. Gene Ontology annotation, biological process: protein transport. The transcript has 6 exons. NCBI's taxonomy places the organism in Eukaryota, Metazoa, Arthropoda, Insecta, Hemiptera, Aphididae. The record is from RefSeq and is a predicted model, not a curated record. Gene Ontology annotation, cellular component: cytoplasm.
UAGUAUGAGAGCUCAGAGCAUACCGUAAUUAAUAAUGAUAAGAAUAUUCAUUAGUUCAUUCAGUUUUAAUAUGUUUUAAAAUUCAACAUAAGUACAUAUUAUACUGUAUGUAAUACACAGUUUUAACUAAAAUAAUAUGGAUGUGAACAAUGUACAUAUUAUAUUUGAUAAUCCAACAGCAGUUUUUUUCCCUGGUGAAAUAAUUACAGGACGAGUUCUAAUUGUUGUUAGCAAUUUUAUUAAAAUAAAAAAAGUAAAAUUAAAAUUUAAAGGAGAAGGUAAUGUGUCAUGGAGAGAACAUAAUCUUAUGUCCAGAAGAAAUAGUAGGAAUGGAAAUAGAAAGCAUAGCCUUACACAUAAUAAGGCUAAAACUGAAAGAUAUACUGCAAAAGAAGAAUAUUUUAAUCACAAAAUAAUAUUAGCGGGUGGGGAACGAAAAUUACAUUUAAAUGAAGGGGAACAUGUUUAUCCAUUUAGUGUUUCCUUACCAGACCACUUACCAUCAACAUUUGAAGAAGAGUAUGGACGUGUACAAUAUACAGCCAAAGUAGUAAUUAAUGUACCUUGGGAUAUCAAAAAAGGUAAAGAAAUUACAUUUGAAGUUGUUUCUGCCUUAAAUUUGAAUGAUGACCCAUCCUUAGCUGAACCUAAAAUACUAGAAAGAGAAAAGUUUUACUGUUGUUGUUGUUGCAAGUCUGGACCAAUGACAAUGAUUGUCUAUGUACCUUAUACUGGUUUUGUUCCUGGAGAAUCUAUACCGGUUACAGUUGAACUGGAUAAUAACAGCAAUGUAGAUGUAGAUUCUAUUAAAAUAAAACUGGAAAGAGUAUUGAGAUUUAAAGCACGAUUUCCAAGUAGUAAAAUAAAAUCCAAACCAUUUAAGAUUGUUAACAUAUGUUUAGAUGGUAUUGAAAAAUACACUUCAAAAACCCGCAUGGAACAAAUUAAAAUCCCACAUAGUUUGACAAUACCAAAUUUAAAACAUUGCGGUAUUAUAACUGAUACAUAUUCUCUAAAUGUCGAGGCUUGCGUUAAUGGCGGAUAUAUAAAUGAAGUAAUUUCUGUUAAUAUAAAAUUGGGUAAUACACCAUUGACAAUAGCUACCAAUGUUCGUCAAUUUGAUUAUUCUUUCCAAUCGUUGAAUCAAAAUUACUUUUCAAACGAACAAAUUCCAACAAAUCCUCUUCCAUCAGUAGGGUUUACUGAGCCAAUUUCAGUUCCUGGAUAUGCUCAACUAGUAAUUCAAAGUAACUAAUUAUAUUCUGUUCCACACAAUAAUCUAUAAAAUUGGACGAUUCUCGCACAAAACAGUUAACUUCAUAAUCUGCACACCCAGAUCCACUAACACCUUGUCAAUUUUCGGAUCCAGAAAUAGUAACUGAUAUAUUAAUACAUAGCAUCUAUUAGUACAUUAUUCAUCAGGCUAAAUUUAUUUGUAGUACAUAAAUUAUCGUUUAUCUACUUCCAUAGAAAAUAUCCGAAAUAUUAGAUUCAUAAAAUUUAUUUUUUCAACUACCAAUGUAUACUAUUCAACUAUCAGAUUAUCUAACUAUUUAUAAAAUUAGAAUCAAAUUUGCUAUAACUUGAUCAUGGGAGUAACUAGAAUUUAAUAGUUAUUCAAGGGCUAGAGUCCUAGAAAACCAAAAUUAAAAAUAAUUUGAAGGCUAAUUGAGGCUAAAAAGUAAAACUUUAUGGGGGGGGGCUAUAUAUAAAUGCGAGGAUGCUAAGAUGUUUCUCCCCUAAUUAUGCCGAUGAACUUAAUUGAAGCAAAUUACACAUAGUAUUCAAUAUUUACAUUAAACAUAUGAUGUGAACUACAAAUCAAAAUAAAGAAAUUUUAAAUGAAAUGGCAGGUUCUAAUGGUCUUAUACAGAUAAUUAAGUUUAAUUAUUUAGAAACAAUUAUAAAAGAAAAAAUUGUCACUAAGAUAACAUCAAGGUAUCAUGGAAUUAUACAUUUAAUAUUUUAAUCUAUACAUGAUGGCCGA